This is a messenger RNA of Brassicogethes aeneus, 627 nucleotides long. The record is from the annotation of a GenBank genome assembly. NCBI's taxonomy places the organism in Eukaryota, Metazoa, Arthropoda, Insecta, Coleoptera, Nitidulidae.
AUGACAGAAGAUCAUACAGCAGAUAAUCUGGCUAAUGUGAUUAAAGAUCUAUUGCAAGAGUGGAAUAUUGAAAAUGACAAAAUAUCGUCAUUUUCCACAGAUUCAGGUGCAAAUAUUGUUAAAUGCAUUGAAUUAUUAAAUAUACCAAGAGUUCCACAAAGUGUAGCAUUUUCUGAAAAUUAUACCACCCCUAGUAGCCCUAAUGUUUUUUCAGAAUAUGUUCCUCCUUCAUCGUCAUCGAACCAGCCAGUGAAAAUUACGCAGGAUUUAUUGGAUCACAUUGUAGCCAAGUUAGAGUUAUCUCAGAGAAAAUCUGAAAUACUGGCAUCAAUUUUGAAUUCUAACAAUUUAUUGGCACAAGGGACAAAGGCUCGGCUGGAUGGUUUGGUUGAUCGACUAGACAGGAUGAUUAAGGACAACUGUGAAUUAAGAAAACAAAAUCAAGAGCUUUCCGAAAGAGUUCUUCAGUUGGAAGGCCAAAGGUUUGUGGGAGCUGGCCAAGAGGAGUUAAUAUAUGAGGUGAAUGAAAGAAUGAGAAGAGCCUCAAAUUUAGUGGUUUUUAAUUUAAAGGAGUCUGCCAAGGAGAGUAAGAGUGAAAGAGAGGAUGAGAAUCGCGAAAAAUUAUAG